Scedosporium apiospermum is the source of this 1038-nucleotide messenger RNA. RefSeq lists its product as uncharacterized. The record is from RefSeq and is a predicted model, not a curated record. Lineage: Eukaryota; Fungi; Ascomycota; Sordariomycetes; Microascales; Microascaceae. Bases 1 to 1038 code for a protein of 345 amino acids. The transcript is spliced from 3 exons.
AUGACGGGUCUAGAGACAUUAGCCGCUGUUAGCAGCAUAUUCCAAGUAAUCAGUUUCGGCCGGGAGACGAUAAGUCUGUGCAAGAAGAUUUAUCGCACUGGAAGCGGUGUCGACUCAGAGCUGGCAGAGAAUGCCGCCUUCCUCGGCCACCUCUCAUCCCAGAUUUAUCAGCUAGAGGAUACCACGAAAGCGACGAGCCGAACCAAAGAUGACCAGUCACUCGACGACAUCCUGAAGAAAUGUCAGACCUCCUCUCGAGACUUGCAGGAGGAAGUUGGCUUCAUCACCGGCCACGCCAAAAACGGCAGCCUGGCCUCAACCCUUAAAGUAGCAGCCAAGACCACCUGGAGGAAGCGGAGACUUGACAGAGUGGAGAGACAACUGGGCGAUAUCCAGAGACUUGUGGAGGCAGGGCUGCUUGUGCGAAUAUGCAGCAACCGCGUUGAUCUCGGCCAACAGCAGUUGGAUGCCUUGGACGCAGAUCUUCGGUCAUUUCUGCUGAAAUACCAGGCAGGCGAGCGGACCGUGACGGGUCUCAUUUCAACAGAGUCGUUAAGAACCAGACAUCACAUCUCAUCCGAAGUCUCCAGACUUGAGGGAAGCCUGAAUCUCCACACAGCCGAAACCCGGAAUUCUGCAAAAGACGUCAAGAAGCAUGUCAGUCAAACAGCUAGCGCGACUAUGGAAACUUUUACUGAGGUUCUACACAAUCUCCACUUGGAUGACAAACGACAGGAGAACCGCGAACGUUUUCUGAAGAGCUUGAAAUUCCCGGGAAUGAACGAAAGGCGCCAGCAGAUUCCUGAAUCGUUUCCGCGGACGUUCCGGUGGGUCUUUGGGGAUGAAGCCUUGGGAGAUGGUGCCCUCGGGGAAGACGUGAAGAUUGAUGACGACUGGGAGAGCGGCACCGACUGGGGGAGUGAUGUUUCUGUGUAUAGUGAUAUCGACGAAGAAAGUGAUGACAGUGGCGGUAAGAGCUCAAGCGGGUCUGCGUUCAAGCUUUGCACAGUUUCGGAAAACCGCUCUGCGUUUUUAUAG